Molecule: messenger RNA, 1872 nt
Organism: Lingula anatina
Lineage: Eukaryota; Metazoa; Brachiopoda; Lingulata; Lingulida; Lingulidae
Source: RefSeq, a predicted model, not a curated record
UAGAGUCAACAUGGAGACGACCUAAUUUCGAGUCAACAGUUCUAAACAGUCCUUAGAAAAUGGCGAUUAUCAAGGCCAUUUGUGGUUAAAAAAUUACCGAGAGCAUCUUGAGAGAAAACACAGAUUAUAAUCGACGUAACAGACGCGGGACGACUUUCAUUUCUCAGCAGACUUUGCCAAGGUGCGAGGAUUUUUAAUUGGCGCUACUUCUUUCUCAAUUUUCAUACAACAGCUGAUCGGUGCAUGUCAACGAAAGUAAGUGUUAAAAAUUGCUAUCGAAGAUUUAAUUUGCAAUUUAUCCAGCGGUGCUGUUAAGCCAUAUUUUUUGCAAGUUGUUAUCACAGAAACGGAUUGUUGUGCUGCCUUAAUUAUCUGGCAAUCUCACACGAAACAAUUCUAGGAUCUCUGAAGUUGGAUUUACCUGCAGAUUCUUUCAGCAAGGAUUUUAACUCCAUGGAAGAAAAAACAUGCUGGGACGAUGUACAUUGUGGUAAUCGUUGGGCCACCAGCACCAUGUGAGGAAUACAAUGAUAUCAACUGAAACCUGAAGCCAGUAUUUUCUUAGCCAAGUUGAAGCCAUAUAUACAGUAUAUAUACUGUACAAGCUGACUCCGUCCAGUUUCUUACUUAUAUUACUUCAUUAGCACCUUUAAUGUUUAAUAUAUAUUUUUUCAUUUAAAAAGUGCCAUGUAAAUUUGCAUGGAGGACUACAGAUCUCAUUACAACAUAUCCAAAUCUACAAACAUGAGUUCCGUCCCAAAGACAACGGGAGGGAAAUUAGGUCCCAGCACUUAUGCUGUGGUUCCUAACCGUCCUCCCAGCGGGGGAAAACGAGGUCCCUCUGGACCCUUAGCAAAUUCUAGCGAUGAAGAAGAUGCAGGAGAUGCUGUAAACAUUUCGGUGUCAUCAACGUCGACAACUACGUCUUCGCCGUCCACCCCAUCUCCAAAUGCAUCUUCGGAUUAUGAAAAUGUUGCCUCCCCUGGAGGGAGUAGUACGGCCAGUGGACCUAUUUAUGUACGGCCGCCUGGUUUCGCACACCAUGGACAAGAGAUUUUGAAAACUCCAGCAUCGAAACCGAGCUGGAGGAAGAAAAGAGCCAUCUUAGCCAUGAAGGAAGGUUUGAAGAAAAGAGAACCCACUCCCCCAAGACCCAAAUCUAAGAAAGAUCCUCUCCCUAUGAGAAUGCGUGCUCUCCCACAGUCAUUCUUUCAGCAGCCAAACGUGCCGCACAAUGUUUCUCCCGGUGCCGCUUAUCCGGUGCUUCCACCGUUAAUGAACAGGGACAGCGAUGUGACAGAGGUUCGACCCGUCACUCCGCCAGAAGAAAAAGAAAAGAAAAACAAGGCACCUAAACCUCCCGAGAGGAAGAUCACACUGGGGAACCCAGAUUUGUUGUUUAAACUCUUUGAAGGUUAUGGUGAUGAGAAGAAAAAGGGCGGUACUAGCAUAAUAAAAAGGGGAAGACCAAAGAAGGUUCAUUCAACCCAAGGAAAAGCGUUUGUAACUGGAGAGGACCCCUUCAUCAUGGACGCAGUGGCAGAAAAACUAUUUCCACAACUCUCAUUGGAGAGUAGCAAGCAGCAGGGCUACAGUGGUUUGGGACACUCGUCACAAUUGCAUGUGGUGACAUUACGAGAGGGUGACAAGUCGGUGAUGCUCCCUGCUUUGAGUCGAGAGCAGAACUAUUCGCAGAUGCUGUCCGAGUUGGUGUCCCAUAUCUAGGUCACAGAUAUCCUGUUGCUAGGUCACAGAUGUCAGAGGUUUCGAUACUCCGCAACUACAAUCAGAGAAAGAUGAUGGGUCUCAAACUUUGGUCUGUGAAAGAGAAAAAACAGCCAUGCCAGAAAGAAUUGUGCUGUGAUAUCUGGA